AAAGCGUUUCUUCUUACUUAAAAUUUUCUUCGCGUAUUAUUUAUAUAGUUUCAACUAGUUCUAUUAAUUAUAAUUAUUAUUGCUGGAUGUUAAUAAUGAAGAAAAUAAAAAUAUAAUCUAAAUAGAUAUCAAGAUUGGCCGCGAUAGAAAAAAGUGACGUGCAUGCGGAAGAUUUAUUCAAUACAGCUGGACUUUAAAUACUUGUUAAAAAAAAAUGGUUAAGAAGGGUGGCCCGGUCGUCAAAACAGCAGCUCCAGAACGAACACACGGAGUCGGGGGUAUUGGCUGUUGCUGUAUUCGUUGCUGCACUUGUGUUCACGUUGAAUUUCUCAAAACAUUGCCAGGAAUGAUCAAAGUCUUAGAAGCCUUAGUUAAUUUCAUAAUCCAAGGACUGCUAGUCAACUAUGGAUUAAAAUACCAUGCACAAAUUGGAUCUGCAUUCGAAGGAGCUUUGACAACUUCAGCGGCUUGUUUUUUGAAUUCUGGCGUUUUAUUACUCUGCUACAUAUUUUCCGAAAAGUCCUAUAAACUAGUUCAAUCUUCCUAUUUUGUAAGUAUCAUGCCUGUUAUUAGCUAAACGCAGGCAACAAAUACGCGUGCGAUAUAAGAACGAGUUUUUUAAUUAAAAUUUUUAAUGUACACUUAUAGGAGCUUAUGUUCAACUCGAUUGCCUGCUUUUUCUGCAUGAGUUCCGCGUCAUGUUUAGGAUUUUCAACGAAAAUGUUCCUUUGGCCACUUUAUGCCAUUACGCCUGGCUUUGAUGUUUAUCCUGCAAUGACAGCAGCAUAUGUAAGUAUUUUCUAAAUAGAAAUCGAAAAUUUAA
Nasonia vitripennis (jewel wasp) is the source of this 823-nucleotide messenger RNA. RefSeq names its product protein singles bar-like. Bases 215 to 577 code for a protein of 120 amino acids. The record is from RefSeq and is a predicted model, not a curated record. The transcript is spliced from 2 exons. NCBI's taxonomy places the organism in Eukaryota, Metazoa, Arthropoda, Insecta, Hymenoptera, Pteromalidae.